Messenger RNA from Histoplasma mississippiense, 519 nucleotides. RefSeq lists its product with no specific name. NCBI's taxonomy places the organism in Eukaryota, Fungi, Ascomycota, Eurotiomycetes, Onygenales, Ajellomycetaceae. Bases 1 to 519 code for a protein of 172 amino acids. The transcript is spliced from 4 exons. The record is from RefSeq and is a predicted model, not a curated record. Gene Ontology annotation, molecular function: monooxygenase activity; heme binding; iron ion binding.
AUGCUGCUUGGUGGCUGCAAAAAGUAUUUUUUGCUCAGUCUUGUAACAUUGGAAGCAUCUGUUGUCCUUGGCCUAUGCGUCAGCGGUCUUCGGAGGAAUAUGCGAGCGUACAUCCACUUUUCGCGCCAGGGUGUUCAAACUUUUACAGAAAACUCUGAACUUGAAAGCCCUACCUAUGUUGCAUUCUUGAAAGGCUUGAAUUUCCUUCAGAAGAUGGAGCGCCUGUCCAAGAUAUGGACCCUGAUCCAAGCCACGGCUGACACUCUCCUUGAUAAAAUGAUAAAGGAGGGUUGUGAAAAGCCUAUAAUAUACGGGAUUCUGGGUGUGCCAAAAGAAGAUCUUGAACUCACCCAUUGUAACGCCGUCGGUAGCAAUGGAAGUUCCACCGCUGCAGCUGCAGCUAAUGCUAAUAAAGAGCUCCUGGACUACAUCGGCAACUUGGCUGAUAAACGACUUGAAAAUCCAGGAGAUGAUAUGAUUAGCAAGCUUGUUGUAGAACAGGUAAUACUUGUUUGGUAA